Molecule: messenger RNA, 11151 nt
Organism: Helicoverpa zea (corn earworm)
Lineage: Eukaryota; Metazoa; Arthropoda; Insecta; Lepidoptera; Noctuidae
Gene: Hk
Exons: 20
Coding region: 151-2157 (668 amino acids)
Biological process (GO): regulation of potassium ion transmembrane transport; potassium ion transport
Cellular component (GO): voltage-gated potassium channel complex; cytoplasm
Molecular function (GO): transmembrane transporter binding; potassium channel regulator activity; voltage-gated potassium channel activity
Source: RefSeq, a predicted model, not a curated record
CGUAGUGAAUCUACCAUGAAAAUAAACGUCUAUGAAUAAAAUCUUACGGUUUAUACGUGUUUCAGUAUCCGUUUGGUAUUCCGUGCCGUAAACGCAUUUUAGCCUUGACUGGUUGUAUUGCAGUUGAAACAGUUAGUUUACUUGGUCACGAUGGCUCAUCAAUUUUGGAUAUCGUAUCAUCCACCGACUGGGAACAAACAUGCGUCAAGUGGAGACGAGACUCCACCGAUACCGGAGGAAGAACUCGAACAGCAGAAGCUUGAACAUGAAAAACAGCUGCAAAAGGAGAAGGAAUGUCAGGCGAGAGAGGCAGAGGAGAUCAGACAGCUCGACAUUAAGCUCCUUCACCAGCGGGCCAUAGAAGCUGAAGAAGACAAGAAGAGAGAGAUCGCGGAGGCGGUGGAAGGGCUCCGGGGCAUGAACACCUCGUGGUCACAUCACCGGCUGUGCGACCUCCAGAGACAAGCUGCACGCUUGCGGCAAAGUCGUCCAUCCAUUCCGGACACCACCAGACAUCCGCGGAGCAUGUUGAAGAAAUCUUGCAGCACGCAGCUGACAAAGCCUCAGUCCAGUCACAGCAUCGACGACAACGACGGGAUCUACCUAAAUUUCACCCCGUGCCGCUUCGGACCUUGCCGAGAUGAGUCACUGGACAGCGAUUGCGGUGAGGCAGCAGGUUGUACCAUCACGGUCAGCGCGGAGUGCAACGUUCCCGGGAAGCCGCGCCGGGGCUCCGCAGUUGAUAUUAGUACAAAUGCAGAUGAUGAGCUGUUCCGUCCACCCCCUCGUCUUGGGUGUCGGGCACCAAUUGCGUCCCUGGAUUGUAUGGACGACUUCAGUGCAAAUUCACAACAGAUGUUGGAUCAAGCUGGUGAAGUAACUGUCUCGCGGCACAUGUCCGCUUAUAUGGGAAAUCACACCACCAUGCCAUCGGUGGUGACUCCUGGCUUGCGGUACAAGAACUUGGGGAAAUCUGGCCUAAGGGUGCCCAACAUUGGCCUAGGCCUUUGGGCCAUGAACGAGGACAGCGCUGAAGAUGUCAUUAACAUUGCUCUGGAGAAUGGCAUCAAUCUGUUUGAUUUAUCAGAAGCACAUUGCGCAAAAGGGGAGGCAGAAUUGGGCAGGGUCUUAAAGAAACGUGGUGUAAGGAGGACAAGCGUUAUAAUCACAACCAAAGUAUACUGGAGUACCAAGUUUGCUCCUACUAAUAACAGGUCGGAUGAAAGAGGCCUCUCUCGUAAACACAUAGUUGAGAGCGUAAAAGCGUCACUGGGCCGUCUCCAGGUUGAAUAUAUUGAUGUAGUGCUCUUGCACAAAGUUGAUCCCGUGUGCCCGAUGGAAGAACUUGUACGUGCAAUGAACUUUGUGAUCAAUCAGGGUUGGGUCAUGUACUGGGGGACAGCUCGUUGGAGCCCAGCCGAAAUAAUGGACGCAUACAGCAACUGCAGACAGUUUAAUUGCAUAACGCCUAUAGUGGAGCAGACUGAAUACCACAUGUUCUGCAGGGAAAAACCAGAGCUUUAUAUGCCUGAGUUGUAUCACAAAAUUGGUGUAGGUAUGAUGGCGUGGUCUGCGAUUACUACAGGCAAAGGUCUUGGUCGUGAGGAAAUUACUGGGCUAUUCGCGAAGUCACGAUUCAACAGAAAAUACAGCACAUUUAGCUGGUGCGAAGAAGAUUUGGCAGUGCCUGAGGUUCAAAUAGCUGGCAGUAAGGAAGCGGUGAAUGGUGAAGAGCCACGCACAUAUGGAGACAAACUUCGAGAUCUUUCGAAUCUAGCAAAUACAUUGACAGACUGCUCGAUGAGCCAACUAGCGGUUGCGUGGUGUUUGAAGAACGAAUCAGUAAACUGUCUCCUCCUAGGAGCAACCAGUGUUGAACAAUUUAAAGAAAAUAUUCACGCUCUACAGAUCGUUCCACAACUAACACCGGUGAUCAUGGUGGAGAUAGAGCGUUUGCUCGCGAAUAAGCCACAACGUCCACCCAUGGUAUCAACACUAGCGAUGCGCAACCAACAAAAUAACAACUCUGUCAGGAUUGACAUGACAGGCGCUACCACGUCAGGAACGGGUUCCCCGAAGCCCGAGGGGGAUGUCGUUGAGGCUGAGGCUUCGACCCCCGGUAAGGAGCCCGGACGGGGCUUCUGUGAGAUUCAGUGACCGUGGUGGCGCGGAAGCACUGACUCUGCUUCCAAAUCUAGUAGAUCAAAGGAAUCUCUUAAGGACAAGGAAAAGGAAAAAGAAAAGGAUUCCAAACCGAAAUUCUUCUUGAACAACGCUGGAGAAGUCAUCAAACGUACUGAGCAAGAUGGAGUGUCAACUGAUGUCGUGAUAUCAGUGUCAUCGUUGAAAGGUAAAUCAAAAUCAUCAAGUUAAAAAUUAAAAGGACUUUAAGUGAUUAUCAAAAGUCUGUGAUUGUUGCAAAACUCUGGGAAGUAUUUCUUAUGCAAGUAGUUGGAUAAAAUCAUGUUUGUUGUAUUAUAAAAAUUUACAUAAAACAAAAUAUCUGGUAGAUGUUAUUGGCACUUGAAAUAUUAGUAAUAUUGUAAAAAUUGUCUACUGAUGUAAUGCAUGUUUAGGGAUGUUCGCUGUGAACUACCAAGUAGUGCUAGCGUUAGGUAGAUAGGAUAAACUUGUAGUCCAUUCUAUGGGCGUCGAAGUCACCAGCUGCUUAGAUAAACACAGGAGAUGCAUAUAUAGCGAGUACUCCGCUCUUUAGGAACUAUGUUAGGUAAGCGUAGAACGUUUCCAAAUUGUUUAACACGAUUUUUAGAAGUCAUAGUCUCCCAGUCUUCAGAUGAACACCUCAAACAUCGGCUAUAUCUAGGUACUAAGUAUCGACUUUGAUAGGUACAUAACUUCCCUGUGAAGUGAUUUCUCCUUAAAUCGGUCUUGUAAAUAAUUAACCACGGUGAGAAUUAGAUGAUUCCUUUGAAAACUAAUCUUAGAAACAGAGUCUACUACUAUUAAUAAUACCUACCUUUUAGUACAAGCGGGGGCCGCAAAAAUUGGGAGUAAACAUAAUGUUGAUAUUUCCAUCUUGUUGAUAUUUCGAUCUCAACUUUUGCGGUACUCAUUGUGACUUUUGAGGUUUUUUCUUAUAUUAUAGCUUCCACUGAUCCGCGUUUCUCUUUCUUAAAAGUUGUAGUCUGGCUUAAACAUGGCGUAGCGUUUAAUAUUCAGCAAGCACGCACCAUCGCGAAUAUAUUGAACAGUUUGAUAUGCAAAAUAAUUGACUAAAUAAUCUAGUUCAUUCAUGUCAUAAUAACUAAUAAAAAAUAAUAUUAGUAAUUAGUCAUUGUCAUCAAGUUAGUACCAAGUGUCAGGGUUCGUCUCGAAAGUCCUCAGAAAAUGUAAAAAUAACGUGUGCGUGGUCCGUUUGGUCAGUAUAAGAUUCAAAAGUACCUACGUGGUUGCCGCGACACUGGUUUCGACAUAAUAAUCGGUACCCAUUGUCAUCCUUUUAACAUCAAAUGAAUGGUCGUUUGGUCGUUGUUAGAUAGUCCGUUGUUACCAGGUACGCAUAGAUCGAUAGGGUUGCCUACGGCGACAUUUUAAACUAUAUAAUUGAAACGAGUAACGCAACGCUUUGAAUAAUGUCUGAAGGUUUUCUAUUUGUUUUUCGAAAUUAAACUUAUAACUAAACAGUUCUAAAAUUGAAAAGCAGACUAACUACAUCAAGAUAAUGCAAGGGAUGACAACCUCUUUUCUUCCUUGACCCCACUAUGAAAUCCUCUUUAAAACAUCGCCGACCGCGACGGGUGGCGUCGCGUGCGCAUCUAAAAUUCAAAAGUUCUGUAAUACGAGUUCUUAUCGACAAAAUUCUUAUUUUUUUCGCCCUCAUAUAAAACAAACUAAAAUUGCAAAAUUUGUAAAAAUAUCCAAAUUAACUAAUUAAAAUUACAGUAGUUAAACUAAAAAGUUUUUCAAAAAUAGUUGCCCUUUUAUUUCGUUUAGUAACGUAAUUCCUUGAUAAUAUAUUAGGCAUAAAAGGUCACACCGUUUAGAAUUCUAAUAAAAUUAAUUCAAUUUAACCCUUUAUAAGUAGUCUUUAAUAAUAAAGGUUUUAUGUCACGAAACGCGACGCGGUCAAACGUGUAGGUGUAGUGUGUAUAGAUACGUGCUCUAGUGUGUGUGACUACGGCGUAGCAGUAGCAAAUAUGCUAAAGAAAGGGCAUUGAUCACAUUCUCAUCUACUUAGCCUUUCCCAACUAUGUUGGGUUCGGCUUCCUGUUUUAUCGGGUGCAACUGAGUAUCAAUGUUUAAUAAGGAGAGACUAUCUGAUAACCUCAACUUAGGCAACCCAAUAUGAAAACCAAGAUUAUGUUAAAGGUUUAAGAAACAUUAAUAUAUAACAUUAUCAUUUUUUUUUGUUUAUAUAAAUUGUAAUUGAAAAGCAGUCUCAAAAAUUGAAUAUUAUCCAAAUUGCUAACAGUGAACAUUUUUCUUACACCUCCCAUUGUGAAGGUUCUAAAUAAUUUUGACGCAAACAAAUAAACACUACUAAAGUGGUGCAUAUACCCGAGCAUAUACGCACACGAAAGCAACGUGCAAAUGCAUUCACACACACAAGUACGGCUCACCCGUUUUCAUGACUAAAACCUCUAUUCUUACGAAAAAAAGAAAAUACUUUAACUCUCGAAUUCUCUCUCCCCAAACGAACGAACGAAAUCUCUUCUAUCCCUGAUUUAUCUCAUGAGAUAGGGUCUGUCAAAUUAAUUAAGAACAACUAACGUGUCUCAAUUUGCUCUGAUUCGAUUUAAUGAAGAAGUUUCUUCAAAUUAGGCUAAUUAGGUUUAAUCGUCGUCUAUUAGGAUUAGUGUACAUAUGCCACAUUAAUAUGUGAUGAGACACCGUUGCGGAAAGCCGGGUCGAACCUAGGAUUACUUAGAUAAGUAGCUGUUAACGUCAUUCCGAUCUGUUUCUAUUAUUUUUCUGUAAGCACUGUACUGAAAAUAAUUUGCAAUAUUUCCAAUUUGGUUAGUUCACACCGAUUUUAAUCGCCUAUACCUUCAAUUUUUUAUUACAUGUAUAUAAUUAUAAUUUCUUUUACCUAAAAUAAGAUAAGCGAUGUACAUAUAAAAAAAAGCACAGGAACCGAAAAUAGUGAUUUUUAAAUUAUGUUUAUAUUAGCUAUAUAUUAUGAUGAGCAUUUGACACAGUGCAUCAAUAUUCGUAAUGGAAAUAGGAUUAAAUAUGUAGCCUGUACAUAAGUCCAGUGUGAUUAGGAUUUUACAUAACGCGGAGCCCAGUCAUAAUAUCUGGAUUUUUAAAACUUCUAACUAGCUGUUUCUCGCAAUUUUACCGGGGUAAAUGUAACCACAAAAAAAUCUCCGGAAUCCCAUCUUAAUUAUUAAUGAAAUCUUAAAAUUUCGAUUUAGCACCGUCCAAUUCACCGUAAAAAACAAUGUAACAGAAACUAUGGGUGCAAAUACCGACCGAUCCAAUUUAAAAUUCAAAUAAAAGUAUACCCCUUAUUAUAUACCUAACGAAUGCACUAAAAUAAAUGUUUGUAAAAUGUAUGGGAAAAUGUGCUUUCUCUUGAGAAAUUACAGCUAGCAGCUUGUUCACAAAAUUAUCAUAAGUACUGAAUGUUUGCUGAUAUUUGUUCGUGACCACUAUGAAAGAUUUACUAUGAGAUUAAUACACAAUAUCGCAUUUAAAAUAACCUCUGACCUAUUACGAAUGCACGAAUAGACAGACACCAUCUCGUUGCUGGAGGCCUAAGAACAGCUUCCUUCGUAACUUUUUAAUGGUUUUGCCUGGAUAAGUAAAAAGAUCGCAAUAACAGCAUAUCCCGAUCGAAGUCAAUUUUAUUAAAAAAAAAACAUUACCAGCAAUAUUUCAAUGGGUAUUAACCUUUUUUAGAUCAUAAUGUAAGGAAUUUAAUAACAAAAUACCUAAAUUUAACGAAAAUUAAAAAUGAUUACUAUACAUAAUAAAUAAAUUAAUUAAACGGAAAAUAAUAAAUUAAUUUAGUUUUGACGAGAAAAAAAAAUCAUCCAAAUCCAUUUAACAUCACAAGGCUGUGCAGUUUUUCAUAUAGAAUCGCUAAUUACACUGGACGCCGUAGAAACUUUAUAUUAUAGUGGAAUGAGGCGUUUGUACAUUCAGCGCUGACAAAAGAAGGCCAUCAUCAAUAUAAUACAUACGUUCUUAAAAACAAAAAAAAAACAUUGACCAUUGAAUAAAAUAUAGAGAAAGGGCUAUUGCCUACCCAGCUUUAACAGAUUUUUCUACACUGGCGAAUUUUCCGAGCGGAAAACCCGAGCGACUUCGCCGCAUUCGUACGUACAAACCUAGGAAAAACUCCGCGAAAAUCCGCCAGUGUGAAAAGGCUAUAAAAAGAAAACACGGACAAAAAAGUGGAAACGAUCAUGAAGCCAGUGAAGAAUUCUAGAACUUAAAAAUGGUUCACUCCAUCAUUGCAUUGACACACUAACAACCUACUUGACAGAUGAUAUUGGUUCCACGAUCGCUUUCGUUCUUUAAAGAUUUUCAAGUCAAUUUCAUAUGGGGUAUUGCUUAGUACAUAUCUAUGUAUAUGGAGUGAUUCUACCAAACCCAUAGACGAAAGCUAUCCAAUACGUGGUGGCGGGCUUAGAAACUUACAACAUUUUUAACGGACCACUUAAAUUAUCGAACUUGUAGUGCAUUUAUCUAUAACCUUAUCAACCAUUUUUAGGAACAUUGUAAAUUUGUAAUGCCUCGGUUUUAUGCGUUUUAUGACAAAAACUACAAUACUUAUGCUAAACGAAUAAUAACUUGUUUAUAGGAACUGAGCAUAAAAUUUGCACUAGGUACGUCAGUUUGUUGCAAGGGUCUAGGCCCACCAUUACACGGUAUAAUAUCUGGAUACUACUUGUCACGCGUUGACUGUAUAAGCGCUUUAUCCAAUUUUUAAUAUUAUUAGUGUUAACGCAUACAUACCGUGAUAUUUUCAUCGUUUUCAGUGGAAUUCAUCUUAAAAAUCUUAAAACUGAAUUUAGAAGAUUUUAAAAGUCAUUUACAUAUAUCGAACGCGGUUCUAAAUUAAAUCCAAAAAGAAAAGGUUCGAAUGUCAUUCAACAAUACGGGUUUAGACCCUAUGAACGAUAUUACGACGAUUCUUUAUUUCAGCUCGAUCUAUCUAUCGACCAUCACCCGAUGCUAUUGAUCAAUAACACCAUGGAUUGGUCCACGCCAUCUCAACCUGUGUUAGUUAUAUCUACUUAUCCUAUCUACCGGUCGAUCGACUUUCAAUCAAAAAUAUUUUAGGCGAAGAUAAAAAAAAACGAAACUUCCAAAUUGGCCGAAGUUCUCGCGAUGCUUCGAAGAUGCUACGUUUCUUGAAAUUCACUAUACUUAGGUACAGCACGACUUGAGUUGUCAUUUUUUAAACUUCACAAACGCCAUUAAUACAAUCGCAUUGUAUUGCUGCAACUUAAAUUAUUAAUUUUUUGGUCGAUUGUUCAAUCCCCAAAAACGUUUUAAGUAAAUAAUAAUGUCAUGUUGAUAGACUUUAAAAAGAUUUGUCGGCCUAAAACUAUGCUGUAGUUGAAGUUGAAGUAUUUGCACGGUUAACAAUCGGGCCUUAUUCAAACUAUUUGGCGCAACUAUGGUAUUAACAUUAAUCUGAUCUUUAGGGCGUGUUCACAUAUAAAGUCUUCAUUUAUCUAUAGAAUAGUAGUUACUGUAGUGUGAGGAAACUCGUAUAACUCAAUCGCAAAAGACCUGUGAUAUGAAUUUCUAUAUGAAAGCACCCUUAAAUUAUACAGAUUUAUUAAAAGGUUAGAAAAAAAUAAUUGUACGCACUUCAUUACAUACUUAUUUUAACUAAUCCGCUGUAACAACUUUAGCGGACUGCAAUCGGGGAAAAUGUCACGGUAUAUAUGAUAGGUUAGUUAGAUAGUCAAAUAAGGUUGCACACACAUUGCAUUUUAAUAUUGAUUCUCUCAAAAGAUCACAAGGUUUAGCCAAUCUUUCAUGUUUCCUAAGAACUUAUACAGAAAGCACUCGUAACAGCUGUGAGAAGUUGAUGUUUAAACCAUUUACCUUCAAGGCGAAUUAUUAUCUGACUAGCUAACUAUCUUGGAGUCAGUUUUCAUUCUGCGCCUGAGUGUCGAAACCAUUGCCUAUUUGAUCUCUCCAACCCAAGAAGUUACUGGACGACCAGCGGGGGUAUACUGACGUUAAAAAUGAAAACUGAAACUUCCAAUCCAGUAUAGUAAUCGAAUAGCGAAAUUUGUCAAAAUUAAAUCCAAAUUGAUGGUUAGGAGCAUUAUAAAUACCUAAUAGAAUGGAAUAGUAGCACCACUAACUACCACCUCCUACCACUGGUCACUAAUUAACAUUACAGCAAGUCUUAAGGUUAAAUGGUUUAAAAGCAUAAAUUCAUAUUUACUAUGGAACAUGCUUGGCAGGUUAAACAUCUUUGAUCUAAUCUGGACACCAAACCAAAAAUGAUCACAAAUAUGUUAUUUACCUUGGUGUAAUUUUUUUUUUUAUAAACAGAAAAGGAAAAGAUGAAUGAGUACAUGAAUUAAUUAUGAAAAAAUACAAUACUAUAAUUGGUCCGAGUACCUAUUACGUCAUUCCGUCGUAUUUCCAUAUUAACUAUGACAGUGUUCGUAAUAAACCCCUGAUACAUGAAGUAUGAAAAAUAUUUCAGAAAAAAGUUAACUGACAUCGGAUUCAAAAUUGAUUAAAUGAAAAACAAUGGCUCGUCCGAUCAAAAUUAAUGAUUUUUACAUAAAUAAUGGCUCGUCUUGGCGAGGGCACUCCUAUGCCCCCAAUCUAAAUUAAUAAAUUUUGCGACUAAUGGUUUAAUGCAAUCUGCGUUAUAAAAAAAUAUGACUCCGCAAAUCAUUAACAUUUAAUCAAAUCUCCUUAACGAUUCGUCCGAGAACGGACACUGUAUUUUGACGGAAAAACAAAAGAAUCUUAAAACGGAACAAAAAACAAUCAAUGUUAACAGUGUGAUAAAACAAAAGCACAAUAUUAAUGAUGCAAUGUGUGCGUAACCUUAUUUCUUAUGGUACCAUGGUUAUUCAACACGCGGCUUUUAAUUUCGUCGUUCUAUGAUUUCAACAAAUCUGAGGGAUUGGAAACAGUAGCAAAAUUAGAACGAAAGAAAAUUCAAAAGGUAUUAAAAAAAAAUAUUCUAAAUUCAACUACGUACGUUCGAUUCGAAAAUGAAAAUUGUCUAACUAUUAAACAUUGAAGUUUUAAUAACUUUUGAUUUGAUGAACUUCAAAAUAAGCUUGCUGUCCUGAUUGAAACUUGUUCUGAUGAAUCAUCUGAUUGAGAAGAUGCUAAAUAUCUAUGGUUUUGAUAUAAUGUAAGUCUCUCAGAUUUGUUGCUCUUUACGUUUGCAUUAUUGAUAAUAUUAGAAGAAAUAUAUAACCGUCGAUUGAAAUCAUAGAGCUAGAGGCUGGUUGCUCUCUGAUUUCAGAUCGUUGCAUUUGUUAAAUGUUACAGAUUUUCUAUUUUUCUACCGAAAAAAUAUAUGCCUAGUUGACAGUUUGUUAUCAUUACAAAUUAUAUUUUUUUAAAUACUCAAAUUAUUUUUAUAUAGAGGUUAUGUAAUUAUGCAUAAGACAGAGAUCUAUUUAGGGAAUUAGAUAUCUAGCUGUAAGAAAUAAAGAAGUAUAUUUUUAUACAAAACACAAAAUGAAAAAUAAAAAUCAAAAAAUACAAAAUCCCAAAAAAAGUUUUGCCGCGUCUUGUAUAUCUCUCAUGGUACCAAUAGUGUCCUUUCGGUGUGCUUCGUAUAGAUACCAUCAACUCGAUGUGUUUAGUGCCCCACGCAGUCCACUUACUUAUAAAUAGGAUAAGUUAACUUUAAUAGUGUAAAAUUUCAUGAGAUACACCAGAGAUACCUCCGAAUGAUGUACAUACAGUUGAUGUAUUAGAUUACUUGUAAACUAAUUAGAUCUGAUGUUGUCGAAAGAUAUAUAUUUUAUAUUAUUAUAAGUUGUAAUAUAUGUAGCGGUUGAUCAUUUGAUUUGAAGAAAUCGAUCAAGAUAGACUAGCAAUGAUAUUAUUGGUUAGGUUAAAUGCAGAUAUAUUUGUCGAUAGCUUGGUAAGCAUGCAAACCUUCAGAGUCUUGUACCUGCCAGGUAACCCAUAUACCUCACACCGAUAGUUGUGUCGCGGUUCAUCUGAGAAGGUCACAUCUACGAAAUCGAUAAGGCAACAUCUUCGGGAGCGAAAGUAACUUAGGAAACGGGGAGAAAUACUCAUUAUUUGUACCUAUUUAAGAUAACAUUUGUCAGUAUGGUAGUCCUUCGGAAAAUCUUAACCCGUAGGUACAUAUUUGGCAUUAUAAGAGAAAUUGUUGAAACGUAAAUUGUUAUUGUACCUCAAUUCUAAAGCAAAUAAAUUCUAUUGGUUCUUAUUGAGGUAUCAUUUUAAGAUUUUCCGUACCACCACCCAGUUAACGAUUGUAGAUUACAGAUAGAAUUACAUAUACUCUUAGUGUAAUAUUUGUCGGUGGUGGAAUGAUAAAUACUCAGUAAAUUUUCAAUUACUAUGUGUCUAUGUUAUUAUGACUGCGCCGUUGCACCGAAUAUUUAGUCUACAGCAUUUGCAACUCCCUGUAAAGUACGUCAAUAGAGUAUUGAUCGGCCGCACGGCGCAGUUCACCAUAUACUUAUCCAAGCAACUUAUAUCGAUGUCAAAUUGUAUUCUAGUGUAGUAGAACAGUUUUCGCCAAACUCGAUGGCGGCUCGCAACUAUAUUCACACCGCAAGCACGCGCACGUGGCCCCGCAUCCCCGCCACCUGCGGAUUCCUUAAAAUGGUUUCUGCGCAGCAUCUACGCGCCGUUCCGUGACGACAAAAAGUUUGGCGAGAACUAUAGGUGAAAAUAAUCGUGUAUUUAACCAUCAAUACUCGUGUGUUACUUACGAAUCUCUGAAUGUUAUAAUAUUAUUGAAAUAUUAUGUGUAACCCCCAUAACUAAGUAUGUACUGUAUGUCGUAUCUGUAGGAUCAGUAGUCACUUGGAUCUUUGUCUUGAAUAUUUCCAUUGAUAGCUGGUAGCCCAACCAUAUAUAACAAUGUAAUCCACGCAAAGCAGGAGCACAGCUACAUUUCAAUUGUAACUUUUUAAAUGUUUAAGCCAGAAUCAUGUAACAUCAUUUAAUUCAUUCAAUAAAUAUCAUUAAAUGUCA